GAAACGAGCCAAACUACAGCGGAGGGAGGAGACAGAGAAAGAAAACGACACAGGAGGAGGAGUAAGGGAGGGGGAACUAAAACCCAUGUCUGUGUCAUUCCAGUUUGCAAGACGAGGAGGAAGAGAACAGAGCCAACAAGUGCAUGGGAAGCCAAGGAGAAAGGAAGAAAAAAAGGAGAUUUUCAGGAAUUUUCCAAGACAAAAGAAUCAGCAACGACUGUUUGUACUUAGAAGGUCGCAGGAGGAAGUGGCUGAUUGCUUUCCCCUUGGCUGUGCAGCAUAUUAGUGCUACUGCGUGCUCUUUUCAUUGCUCAUGCAGGGAAUGAUGAAGAGACAGCAGCCUCCCUUUUUCUGAAGGCAACUAGUUAUCUCUUGGGUCUGAUAAGGAUGGUGUGAGUGGCCAGGCGGCUUGUCAGUAUCGGGAUCCCUGUGUUUCAAUUUGCCCUGUGCUUUAGUACGGGAGGCUGGGGCUGUAAGUGGGGCUCUGCAGCUGUGUCCUUUGCUCUGCUGCUCAGAGACCACAACACUUGGAAACUUUGUCACGUCAAGAAAAACUAUAAACAUCGUGGAUUCGAUUGUGUUUAUUGGAUUGCCGCGCUGGAUAAGAAGUGUUUGCUGGUAUAGGAGCACUGUGGAGCCAGACACCUGUGUGAAAGUCUGGGGGUGUGAGUGAUCCAGGGCUAAACACAGUGUUCUCUCAGUAUCUCCUGGUUCUGCUCUAGAGCCACCUGAUCCUGUCACCCAACGGCAGUGGCGAAGAGCGCAGAGCUUUAUUACCCAGGAAGAGGAGGAGAGGGAGGAGGGAAGAGGGAGGUGAAGGAAGAUGCUGCGGUUCCUGCGAAGGACCUUUGGCCGGCGCUCGAUGCAGCGGCACGGCGGGAGAGCAGCAGCAGGAGCCCGAGGUGGUCCUGGAUUCCGCGGAAGGGAUGAAAGGGACGGAGGGAUGAGGGCAAUUAGUGCUGCUGCUUCCCCUGGUGGUGCGGGACUUUACCCGCCCCCGACCCUGCUGCCACCCCCAGUCCACAGCGGAGGAGCUACGGUCCACAUCCCCGCGGCAGGGGACAGCAAAUCGUUGCUGAGCUGUAAAGUGCAGUUGUUGGACGGAACGGAUGUCGGUGUAGACUUGCCGAAACAUGCCAAAGGACAGGAUUUGCUUGACCAGAUUGUAUACCAUUUGGACCUAGUGGAAACUGACUAUUUUGGCCUACAGUAUAUGGAUGCUGCUCAAGUUUCGCACUGGCUAGAUCCCACUAAGCUUAUAAAGAAACAAAUAAAAAUUGGACCUCCUUAUACUGUGCACUUUCGAAUUAAGUAUUACUCAUCUGAACCAAAUAACCUUCGUGAAGAGUUUACACGGUACCUUUUCGUAUUACAGCUUAGACAAGAUAUUCUUUCAGGAAAAUUGAAAUGUCCUUACGAGACUGCUGUGGAAUUAGCAGCUUUGUGUUUACAAGCGGAGCUUGGUGAGUGCGAGCAUUCAGAGCAUUCCCCAGAGUUGGUGUCAGAAUUCAGGUUCAUUCCGAACCAGACCGAAGCAAUGGAACUGGAUAUCUUCCAAAAAUGGACAGACUGCAGGGGUAAAACUCCAGCUCAGGCUGAACUCUGUUAUCUAAAUAAAGCCAAAUGGUUAGAAAUGUAUGGGGUCGAUAUGCAUUUAGUGAAGGGCAGAGAUGGAUGUGACUAUGCACUUGGACUGACGCCAACAGGGAUCUUAAUCUAUGAAGGCUCCACUAAAAUAGGUUUAUUCUUCUGGCCCAAGAUAACCAAAAUGGACUUUAAGAAAAGCAAGUUAACACUUGAAGUAGUAGAAGAUGAUGAGCAGGGUAGAGAACAGGAGCAUACUUUUGUUUUCCGCUUGGACAGCUCCAAAGCCUGUAAACAUUUGUGGAAAUGUGCGGUAGAGCAUCAUGCUUUCUUCAGACUCCGAACACCAGUGAAUAAUAAACCCAGUCGAUCAGACUUUAUAAGGCUUGGAUCACGAUUCCGAUUCAGUGGUCGAACAGAAUAUCAGGCAACUCAUGCAGGAAGAUUACGGAGAACUAGCACGUUUGAAAGGAGACCUAGCAAGCGAUACCCAUCACGAAGGCAUUCUACAUUCAAGGCUAACAAUCCAAUGAAGCCACCACAGUUCUGUGCUAAGAAUAAUUCGGAGAUACAAAAAUAUCAGCAACAGUACCUUCCAAGUAUACAACAAAGUCAGCAACACUGGCACCCUCAUAUGUCUCCUAAUAUAAGGCCAUCUUCUCAUGAUGACAGGUCGUUUUGGAAAGCUUCUCCCAGUGAUGAUGUCAGGAAUUCACGGUUCAUCCAAGAGCAGAAUCACAAGAACCUGGGAGUCCCUGAAAGUGUGAUAUAUCAAGAUAAACUCAUGACAACUCUUUAAGUCUCAGAGCAAUGCAUGUCAUUGCCAGUCUUUCUUAUCCAUUGCAUUCCAUUAAGUCAUCUGUCUGUCCCAGUCUUAACUUACCUGUUGUUUUUUCAAUAUAUCAGUUAUUCAGUAUAGAUUGGUCUAUAUAUGUUAUCACAUGAUUAUUAUUUUUUUAAACAUUGCCAAUAGAGCUGCAAUUUUAAGGUUAUGUGAGGAUUUGUGUGUGUGGGGUUGUUGCAUUCAUCUUUUUAGAUGGUGUUGAGGUUACAUUUAUUUCAUUUAUCACAUACCCCAAGGGUUCUAUUCCAUCAAGGUACACCCAACUGACCAAAGGCUAAGGGCAUUGAGUUGAAACAAUUAAAAUAAUUGUUUUCACCAACAUAAAUAAUAUUCAGCCAUUAAAGUCACUUGUUUUGACCCAAGGCAGAACAGUGGCUAAACUUAGAACAUAUUGCACAGACAAACUGAAACUUACCUUUGAAAACAAGUGAAUCCUGUAUAACAAGGUGAUAUUUAUUUGUGCAUUCUGUGCAAUGGGAAAUAAUGAGCAACAUCAGCUUUGGGAUAGAGCAAGCUGGUGCUUUUUAGUGAUUCCAUUCUACGUGGAAAUGGUUUACUUUCAUUUUAGACCAAUAUGGCCUGGUGCAUUUAAAAUGUCUUCCUGUGUUUCUACCAUGCCUGUAACUUACAUACAAACAUGUACCACAUAUAAUCACAACUAAAGAGGGACACGUAACUGUGACUUGUUAUGGAACCAAAAUAUUUUAAAAAGUUAUACUUUUAAAUAUUCCUCAAAAACUUUUCAUUGCUUGUGGUAAAAUCACUAUGCCAGGGACCUUAUUUAAAUUGCUAGCCCCCAUAGAGUAAGGUAUGCUUUACAGGGGGCACAGGACAUGUCCUGUAUGAUGUGUGUGCUUUUUUGUGAAGAAUAAUUGGUUAAAACGCAUGUUUUUCAAUUGUAGAAAGUACUUUUGGUUAAUAAGUUCCAUUUGUCACCUGAGGACUGGGUAAGAAUAAGAUCUGCACUAGAGGUGUUCCGUUCAGUGUUGCAGUGGUGUUAGACUACUAGAUGGAAAAGCCUUGGGUCUUUUUUUGGAUGUUCUUUAUCUUUGUGUUUUUUUUUUAUGAUUGUAGACUUAACUGAAUAAGGUGGGGGGAACACAUAUGGAAAAAAUAUGCAUAAGUAGCAUUUAUUGUCUAUUUCCUUUUCCAUAAUUAGAUCAUAGAACACAAGCACACAAGCUUAAUGUGAUCAUAUGAAUCUUUCUAUGUGCUUCUAAAUUUCUAACCAAAUGCAAGCUACUACAGUAUAUUGCGUAGCUUGGCUGAUGCAUCCAGCAUAGAUUUAUUUAAUAUACAACCUUUAUAAGGAAACUGAUAUAGCAGUGCCUUGUGCAGAGGUGUCUGGUCUAUUAUGCCAUUGCUCUUACUGUUUCACACUUCAAUAGAUGUUUUAUUAUUUUUAGAAUAGUUUUCAAGGAAAUAAAUGUAUAUGACCAACAUAAUUUCGAAAGAUCCAGUUUGUGAUAGGUUGAACAAAGUCACAAAUAGAAUAUUAUCAAAAACAAAAUAAAUGAAGACUAAGGUAAGAUGCAAACAUGCUCAGCAUAUUUAAUAUAUAAUAUACAGUUGUGUUCAGAAUAAUAGCAGUCCAACAUCACUAACCUGAUCAAUCACUGUUUUUGGUAAAAAUUAUAUUUCUAUAUGGCAAAUAAUUUACUAGUAGGUGUAGAGUAAUAGAAAACCAACAGACAUGACACACACACAAACACACACACACACACACACACACACACACACACACUCACUCACUCACUCACUCUCUCUCUCUCUCUCUGUCUCUCUGUGCUGUUGCUUCUGGAGAUGUCUGGGCACCUAAAGUGAUGACCUCCAGCAGAAACACAAAAGUGUGCAUGGCAUUGCGCUGUAAACCUAGAAAAUCUUUUGCUACUUUAGAAGCAGCAGAUAUUUAUUUACAAAGUGUAGAAAUGUGCAGUAGUUGUACAUUCUAGUUAGCUGGGGCAAAGCUGUUAUAGAGGUGUAGAGCAACAAUUACUCUGAUCAGAACUACACCUGGUUACAGUGGAUUUUUUCUUAUCAGAAGGGCAUUUCUCCUUUAAUAGGCAUUAAAAUUUUAUUUUUCUUGUUUCAGCAUGUCCUCAUACUGAAAUAAAAUAAAAAAUAGAUAAAUGCUACUUAUGAGUCAUAUUUUCCCUUUUAAAAUGCACUUGAAGCUUUACUUCCAUAAGUAUGUUUAAUUCUGCAUAAACGCUUUUUAAAUUAUUCUAGUACCUGCUGCUGGGACAACGGGUGUAACCAAUUGUGCCUUAUGAUGUAAAAAUACCUUUUACUUUUAAUUAAUUAAUUGAUUGAUCUGGCAAAGCAGUUCAUGUAGUUUUAAUAUAUAGUAUUUAAUUCAUUCAAAAUAGAGUAAUAUUGUCUUGAGCAUUACAAAACACCCAAACCAAAGCUUUGUAGUUUCUAUUUAAUAAUGAAUUUGCUUGAUCGUAUAUUUAAAUGCAUUAUUGCCAGCUCAGUGUGUUUGCCAGAAUCGCUGGGGAAAAAUAAUUGUAUACAAAAUAUGUUCAAAUAAGAGGUAUCUUCCUAUUUGGGACAUUUUAAUAUUUAAAUUGUGGAUUUUUUAACACAUUUAAGCUAAUUUAUAAGGCAAGCUUGUGGUUAAAAGGGCUUGCUACAUGCUUUAAAAUACUUCUGUGCGCAAAUAUAUUGAAUUUUUAAUUCAAAAUAGUUUUUUAUAUCCUUAAACAGAGUGCCAUUGGGUGUUAAUGGUUGUUAAAAUAAAUCAGUGGCCUUAAGUUUUUUGAAUAGAUUAUUUCUUUUGUAAAAUAUAUUUGUUUACAGAUAUUUUCAGUGUCAUUUGUUUGAAUAUUAAUUUGUGCUAGGUGCAAAUAAAUAUGAAACUGUUCAAAAUCA
Molecule: messenger RNA, 5302 nt
Organism: Xenopus laevis (African clawed frog)
Lineage: Eukaryota; Metazoa; Chordata; Amphibia; Anura; Pipidae
Gene: epb41l4b.S
Product: erythrocyte membrane protein band 4.1 like 4B S homeolog
Exons: 16
Coding region: 824-2383 (519 amino acids)
Biological process (GO): actomyosin structure organization
Cellular component (GO): cytoplasm; anchoring junction; cytoskeleton
Molecular function (GO): cytoskeletal protein binding
Source: RefSeq, a predicted model, not a curated record